This is a messenger RNA of Odocoileus virginianus texanus, 4061 nucleotides long. The record is from RefSeq and is a predicted model, not a curated record. NCBI's taxonomy places the organism in Eukaryota, Metazoa, Chordata, Mammalia, Artiodactyla, Cervidae.
CCUUCCAGGCUCUUUUGUCCAUGGGAUUUUCUAGGCAAGAGUACUGGUGUGGGGUGCCAUUGCCUUCUUCGACAAACCACAUGAGAGAGUGGUAACCUGAACAUUAGAGUCAGAAGGCUUCUUCUGAUCAAGGAUCAGCUCCUCCGUUUGAGCUUUGUGACUUUGGGCUGUUCACAGAACCUCAGUUUUUUCUUCUGUGUAUUAGAUCCAGUAUUGCCUGUAGCAUAUGUUACCAUUGAUUACUAAAUAAAUGUAAGAUAAGAGAUUGAGUUCACUGGUUUUUAGACACCUGUUUGAUUUUGGUUUGGUUUCCAUUUUAAGCCUUAAAUUUGGGUCCAACUAAGUUUUACUGUUGGCUGCUUCCAAGAAUCUUAUCUUUGUAACAUGUUUAGCAUAGUGCCCAGCAAUGUCAGGUACUACAAAUUAUAAAUAUGAUUACUUUUAUUAAGUCAUCAAAAUAGGCUGUGGACUCCAUCUCCAGUCAAGACAGCAUGAUGACUGGAUGAUGCAUUAGCUACUUUAAAGAGGGCAAAAUUCUUGUGUAUAUGGAAAGUCUUAAUCACACUUAGCCUCUCUGCGUAGAAAUUCUUCAGAUUAGUUUUUUUAAGUUUUAUUAAGAUAUCAGUGACAUAAAAUAAAACUAUACAUGUUAAGAUGUACAGUUUGGUAGGUUUUGUUAUGUGCUAACACCCAUGAAACCAUCACCACCCCCCCCCCAAAUUCCAAAAUGUUCUUUUAUUAUCUUUUCAUCCUGGCCCUUCCCCACCUGUUCCUGUCCCUAGGUAACCCCUGACCUGCUUUCUGUCACUACUGGUUAGUUUUCAUUUUCUAAAAUUUUAUGUAAAUGUACAUCAUACAGUAUGUACUUUUUUUUUGGUAACCUCUUUCAAUGUAGUGAUUUUGAGAUUUAUCUGUGUUACAUAUUUUUAUAAUUUUGGAGCAGUAAUCUUUGAAUAAUUUAUCCUGUUGAUUUGUUUGGUGUCUUCUGUUUUUAUUAUUCGACAGACCUGUGACGAACAGACUUGAGAAAGACCAUUGCUAAAUAUGAAAGCUUGGGGUAGGCGAGAAGUCCUACUGUAUGUGCCUAAACAGAAAUGCUUCAGAGUGGGACUGGUUAAGCCAUUUUAAUCACAGUCUUUCUGAAUUACCCCAACUCUAGUUGGUGUUGUACAAAAAAUGCUUAAUGAUGAAUCCCCUCAUUUUUGUGUGUUUGAGUUAGGGAUGUGGAGAAAAGCUUAGGACAAAUCUGCAUUGUUCUGGUGUUACUUUGCCUUGCUCUUUUUAUUCUUGUAGUCUUAGCUUUUUAAUGGAAAUAUGUGCCAAUUUAAGUUUAAAGCAGUUAUUCAGAAUUUUGAAUAGUAGAAUAGAGGCCAAGUGCCCAAUAUAAAUAGUAAGUUUGAAUACCUGCAUUUUAACAGGAAAAGGUCUGUAUUAUAUUUUGUCUGUCCCUAGACAUCUAAUUUUCUUCUAGACCCUGACCUUUUCUAAGCCACAAAGCAGAACUAGUUCAGAUCUAUAAGGUGCAAAAAUAAAUGGAGGGUAAGCAACAGCUGAUAAGAUACCUUCGGAGUUCAGAUCUGCUACAAUGGCAUCCGAUGACUUUGAUAUAGUGAUUGAGGCCAUGCUGGAGGCUCCCUAUAAAAAAGAGGAGGAUGAGCAGCAAAGGAAAGAGGUUAAAAAGGACAGUCCCAGCAGCAUGACCAACAGCACCAGCAACGUUGGCACCAGUGGCUGUGAUACUGAUGGGAGCAGCGUCACUGACAGGACCAGUGCCACCAAUGGGAAUGGCACGAGUGGGGAGGCAAGCAAGAAGAAGAGGAGCCGGAGCCAUAGCAAAAGCAGGGAGAGAAAACGCAGUCAUAGUCGAGACCGGGAUCGUCACAGGCGGAAAAAUAGUCGGAGCCGAAGUCGAGAUCGGCAGCGUCGCCACCGAAGCCGUAGCUGGGAUCGUCGACAUAGUAGUGAGUCACGAAGUCGAGACUGGCGUCGUGAGGAUCGUGUACACUACAGGAGUCCACCGCUUGCCACUGGGCGUAGGUAUGGACACAGUAAGAGUCCUCAUUUCAGAGAGAAGAGCCCAGUCAGGGAGCCAGUUGAUAACCUGAGUCCAGAGGAGCGGGAUGCCCGCACAGUGUUCUGCAUGCAGUUAGCUGCCCGCAUUCGGCCUCGAGACCUGGAGGACUUUUUCUCUGCUGUUGGCAAGGUUCGAGACGUCCGUAUCAUCUCAGAUCGAAACUCACGUCGGUCUAAAGGCAUUGCCUAUGUAGAAUUCUGUGAGAUCCAGUCUGUGCCGCUGGCCAUUGGGCUGACUGGGCAGCGGCUGCUAGGAGUGCCUAUCAUUGUACAGGCGUCACAGGCUGAGAAAAACCGCCUGGCAGCCAUGGCCAAUAACCUGCAGAAGGGCAGUGGUGGACCAAUGCGCCUUUAUGUGGGCUCCCUACACUUCAAUAUCACCGAGGACAUGCUCCGGGGCAUCUUUGAGCCCUUUGGCAAAAUUGAUAAUAUUGUCUUGAUGAAGGACUCAGAAACAGGUCGCUCCAAAGGUUAUGGUUUUAUUACGUUCUCUGACUCAGAGUGUGCCCGGCUGGCCUUGGAACAGUUGAAUGGCUUUGAGCUUGCUGGUCGACCUAUGAGGAUUGGCCACGUGACCGAGCGACCGGAUGGUGGCACAGACAUCACUUUUCCUGAUGGAGACCAGGAGCUAGACCUGGGAUCAGCAGGUGGACGUUUGCAGCUCAUGGCCAAAUUGGCAGAAGGCUCUGGAAUCCAGCUGCCAACCACCACUGCUGCUGCCGCUGCUGUGGCCCAAGCUGCUGCUGCUCAAGCUGCUGCCCUGCAACUGAAUGGAGCAGUUCCCCUGGGGGCCCUGAACCCAGCAGCUCUGACUGCUCUGAGUCCGGCCCUGAACCUCGCCUCCCAGGCAAUCGCCUCCCAGUGCUUCCAGCUUUCCAGCCUCUUUACCCCCCAAACCAUGUAAAUUAGUGGCUUGGUCUACUGCCUCCCUGUGCCUCUGGGUCCUGCCACUCCCUGCUCCACGUCUACCCUUCCACGGCCCCUUCUCUCCGUUUUGUGGACCAAGCCAUCCUGAGGGCAUGAACACUGAUGGUGGGGGAACUGGGGCCCCCCAUAGACACCAAGAAGGGCUCCUACCCACCACAGCCCCAGUGGGAAUGGACUCUGCUGAUCAAAGCUGCUGGUCGAAGAGAACAGCAUCUACACUUGAGUUGAACAUGUUUGUCUGUGUUCAUCAUCUCCUGGGAUGACCUUCAUUGUCCUUCCCGACCACCUCUUACUGAUUGUUUGUUUCCUACCCCUUUGGAAAGGCCAUAGGGCAUUAACUGAAGGAACUAACUGCUCUCCUCCUUUACCGUUAUCCUGCAAUCUGUCACAGAAAACCCUGGAAACCUCUGGUCUGUGAGGACUUUAGAGUGUGAGGGGUUGAACCUUGCUGCUACAGGGCCCUGGAAGGUAGUGCGGACGUGUGCGUUAGGAAGCCUGCCUUAGACCUCAGCUUGGGGCCAAAACUGCUUUUGUGGGCUCAGGGUCUUGCUGGGAGGUGCGGGAAUAAUCUGCCAGCCAUUUUGGAUGUCUUUGGGGCAUUCAGGAGUUUAAUGAAAGGUAGGGUACCUUUCUGGUACCAUCCAGCUUUGUGUAGUUGUCUUUUCCUUUGGACCAGGGUGGGAGUGUGGAGGGGAGACGACUGCUCUCCACCACUUCCCUGUGCCUCCAGAGACUGGGCUUAAGCCCAGCUGUUAGAGCCACUCUUAUCCCCUUGCUGGACACCCAUGAGCCCUUCUCACUGGAUUUUAUACCCUGUGUCUGUGUACAUAAAUAUAAAUAUAUAUAUAUAUAAACUUUGUACAAAAGGCAUGUCCCACUGUUGUGGUGGCUGCUGCCCAUAUGUGUGUGGUCUCAGUCCAUAGUGUGUCUGUCUGAUAUUAACUUCUGAGCCAGCACCACAAAUGGAUCUCGGGAUAUAAAAUAUUUGUAAUGCCAUCGUGUUUUCUUUCCUUUAAUUUUUAAAAAACCUGAUCUUUUAGAAGAAAAUCAGGCAAGGCACA